UUUUUCAACACUAUCCUAAAUUAUUCGCUCAUAUUCGCGAUGAGCAUCGUGAAGAAUCACCUUUUAGCAUCCGAUGUGAAUUAAGUAUGAUGUGUGGAUCUCGUUAUUCAUCUUAUGAUAGUUACCGACGCCAUAUUUAUCGCUGUCAUCGCUCUCUUCUCGAUUCGCUUGACAACAAUGAUACUAUGUCAUCCGCUGAUAUUUCUGAUAGUAUCGAAGAUUUAUUUUCUGAUCUUACAUUUGAUGAUACAUUACAAUGUGCUGGUGAUCCUGAUUCAUCUAUUUAUCCAGAUGAAGAAAUUGAUGAAUUAGAUCGUUUAUUUUCUUCGUUUGAUUCUGUUUCAUCUUCUUCUACGAAUCAACAACUCAAUUUUGAUAAACUUGCCCAAUUUUAUACAUAUUUUCUCCUUGAACUUCGAGAACAUCAUCUUCUUCCGCAGAAGAUCGUACAAUUAAUUUCAUCUAACAUCUGUAAACUAUUUGACAUGAUUAUCAAAUUAAUCAAAACAAAAGCACCAUCAACAACAUCACUUCUCUCGGUCACUGCUUAUGAAAAUGCUUUUGCGCACAUCACUUCGAUGAUCAAUUCCAUUAGUAAAAAUGAAUAUCAAUUUUUGAAACGAUGUAAGAAACACUUCAGUUAUGAACCUCCAGUUGAAAUUAUAUUAGAUCAACCUAAUGAACACGCGUAUUAUAUUCCUUUGAAAAAAAGUUUAUCUUAUACACUUCAAGAUGGUCAACUGUUACAUGCCAUUAUUGAUAAUAUCAAUUCGUUAUCAAAUCGUGUUGCGCAAGAUAAAGACCUAGUUUUAUCUAAUCGACAAGGUCAUUUCGUAAAAACAAACCUUUAUCGUCAAACAAAUUCAAAUGUCUUGCUAUUGAAAUUAUAUACAGAUGGUAUUUCCAUUACAAAUCCGAUAGGUCCUCAUAGAGACUCGCACAAGCUCACUUGUUUUUAUUAUCUAUUAGAUGAUCUACCUGAAGUAAUUCGUUCACAAGUUAAUUCCAUUGGUUUACAUUGUAUAUGUUAUACAAAACAAUUCAAUAAUGAUAACAGUAGAACGAUCUUAACCAACGUCCUUGUGGAGGAUAUUAAUAAACUUCAAAAUGAUGGCAUCACAAUUCCUUGUCUUUCGAGCAGAAUUUAUUUCGUUUUUUCUUCCGUUUGUGGUGAUAACUUAGCAUCGAAUGAAGUUGGUGGCUUUCAGAAAUCUUUCAGUUCAGGAAGUUUCUGUCGACAUUGUUUCAUUACUUAUGAACAAAAACAUAUUCCAUUAACUGACAUAUCGUUCGUACCUCGCACUCGUCUAAAGCACGAUUUUAUUCUUAAUCAAGUUAUACUUAACAACGGUCGUCAAAUCAUUCAAGGUGUCAAAGGUCCUAGUUGGUUUAAAGAUCUUAUCGGGUUUCAUCCAACAGAAUCACUACCACCAGAUGUAAUGCAUGAUUUUUCCGAAGAUGAUCUUACUUUAUUUCCUGUUUAUAUUAUAUUACGUGAGAUUAUCAGUUAUAUCUAUGCCAAUCCAAUUAGAAAAUCAUGGCUACCGUAUUUAGAUGGAUUAUGCAAACAAUUUUAUUCUCUGAUGAUCGAAUUUUUACCUGACUAUGUAACUCCAAAAGUGCACUUCAUCACUGAAUAUCCACGAUCUAUUGAAAUGCAUGGACUUCCUAUAUUAAAUUCCUGUAUCCGCUUCGAAUCUAAACAUCUGUAUUUUAAGCAACUCGCCAUUCGAUCAUUCAACUUCAAGAAUCCUUUACUUACCCUUUCAAAACGUCAUCAAUUGCGCGAUUGUCUAUUGAAUACAUUACAUUCGUCUUUUCCUUCUUCGUCAAUAACAAUUCGAUCGUCUAAAUCAAUCGAAUACUCUAAGCUCUCGCUUCCGCUGCGACGUUUAUUAAUCGAUGAUAUUAAAGAUACAGAUUUAAUAUGUCAAUGCGCAUCUAUCGAUUAUCAUCAUAUUAAUAUCCGAACAAAAUCUAUAAUGAUUCAUCAUUUAAUUCAUACUGAAGAAGUUCCUGUAUUUUGUGAAGUUCAUUAUAUAUUAAAUAUCGCCGACAAAUUAUUUGUUAUUGCCGAAACAUUAGAUACUGUUUCCUUUAAUGAGAAAUUAUGGGCUUACGAAAUAGAAUAUACAGGAAAAUUAUGUAUAAUUAAUAUAGAGCAUUGUCUUAAGAUAUAUCCUCAUUGUCUCGACAUAUAUAUUGUUGAACAAAAAAAUUAUAUCAAUGUUCUAACUCGUUUAACUGAACAUUAA
Adineta steineri is the source of this 2255-nucleotide messenger RNA. The record is from the annotation of a GenBank genome assembly. Lineage: Eukaryota; Metazoa; Rotifera; Eurotatoria; Adinetida; Adinetidae.